Molecule: messenger RNA, 775 nt
Organism: Oncorhynchus keta (chum salmon)
Lineage: Eukaryota; Metazoa; Chordata; Actinopteri; Salmoniformes; Salmonidae
Gene: pla2g1b
Product: phospholipase A2, group IB (pancreas)
Exons: 4
Coding region: 116-571 (151 amino acids)
Biological process (GO): arachidonate secretion; phospholipid metabolic process; lipid catabolic process
Molecular function (GO): phospholipid binding; calcium ion binding
Source: RefSeq, a predicted model, not a curated record
GUCUACUGUGCACUGUGUAUCUCACCCUAUCUAAUCAUCAAAAGCCUGCCCCUAAAGGCCAUGAUUCUAUAUAUAUCAGUAGCGUUCCAGAUCAGUGACACUCUUCAUCACCAAAAUGAGGUCUUCUCACACUCUGCUGCUGUUAGCCUUCUGUCUGCCAGUCUUGCUGGCGGUGCAUGAACCCAACCCAUGGGCACUAUGGCAGUUCAGAGGGAUGAUCGUCUGUGUUAACCCUAGCAGCUGGCCUGUGCUGGACUACGCUGACUACGGCUGCUACUGUGGGAAGGGCGGCUCAGGCACACCUGUGGAUGAUCUGGACAGAUGCUGUCAAGUUCAUGACUACUGCUACUCUGAUUCCAUGCAGCACGAGGAUUGCUGGGGCAUCUUUGACAACCCUUACACUGAAAUAUAUAGCUACCAGUGUGACAGAGCCUCUAAGACUGUCACCUGCAAAGAAAACAACAAUCCGUGUGAGAUGUUUAUCUGCGAGUGUGACAGACAAGCAGCCAUGUGCUUUGACAAGGCGGGGUACAACCCAGAGCAUGAGCACCUUCCCGGUGAGCACUGCUAGUAUGGUAAUGCACGGGGAACCAGGACAUAACCUGCAGUGGCCCACCUUCUCUUGAAAUCAAUAACAGCUGUUAUGAUCCAAUAUGUGCCUUUGUAUUGGUUAUUGCUAUUCAUAUACACCCACAGAUAGAGUGGAAAAGACCUCCAAGAAAGCUAUUAAAUUCUGACAUACCAAGGUUUAAUUAAACUUUAUUCUGUGAAUAAG